AUGUCAUCAGAGCAACAAGCAAAAGAUUUGAUUAACCAAGCUCAAAAGAAAUUGAACUCGUGGUCAUUUUUUGGGCCUUCCAAUAAAUAUGAAGAUGCAGCAGAAUUGUAUGAGAAAGCAGGAAAUAUGUUCAAACUAGCCCAGCAAUGGGGCAACGCCGGUGAUGCAUUCGUGGAAGCAGCUAAAUUGUUCCAACGCGGAAACAGUGCCAAAUUUGAAGGCUCAAGGGCCUAUGAUAAUGCUGCAAAAUGUUAUAAGCGGAGCGAUGUGUCAGCUGCUGUAUCUGCUUUAAAGGAGGCAGUUAUUCUUGAUCAAGAGGGCGGCAAUUUCAGAGCAGCUGCUAGACAUUACCAAGAUAUCGCAGAGUUAUGUGAAUCAGCUGAUUAUGAUAAACCAAAGGAAGCUUAUGAUGCUUAUACAAGAUCCGCAGAGCUCUAUAAUGCAGAUGAUUCACCAGCACUCGCAAAUAAAUGCUUGUUAAAAGUAGCCCAAAUCGCUGCCGAUAUGGAAAUGUACGAUGUGGCUAUUGAAAAAUACGAACAAGUGGCAGCUACAGCUGUUGAUGAUCCUUUACUUAAAUGGUCACUGAAAGAAUACUUUUUUAAGGCAGGCUUAUGCCAUUUAUGCACUGGUGAUAUGGUCAAAACGACUCAAGCACUUAGUAAUUAUUGUAAUAUGGACUUAUCAUUUGAAGCCUCUCGUGAAUACACAUUGUUGAGGGGAAUCAUAGAUUGUGUUGAUCAAGGCGAUGUGGACCAAUUCACACAAAUAGUGUACGAUUAUGAUAAGUUAAGUCGAUUGGAUCCUUGGAAGACAGCUGUUCUAUUGAAAAUCAAAAAAUCGAUGGAGUCAGAUGAAUUGCGUUAA
Mycotypha africana is the source of this 867-nucleotide messenger RNA. RefSeq names its product soluble NSF attachment protein. The transcript is spliced from 5 exons. The record is from RefSeq and is a predicted model, not a curated record. Gene Ontology annotation, cellular component: SNARE complex; vacuolar membrane. Bases 1 to 867 code for a protein of 288 amino acids. Gene Ontology annotation, biological process: SNARE complex disassembly; intracellular protein transport. Gene Ontology annotation, molecular function: syntaxin binding; soluble NSF attachment protein activity. Lineage: Eukaryota; Fungi; Mucoromycota; Mucoromycetes; Mucorales; Mycotyphaceae.